Messenger RNA from Pelecanus crispus (Dalmatian pelican), 1131 nucleotides. The record is from RefSeq and is a predicted model, not a curated record. Lineage: Eukaryota; Metazoa; Chordata; Aves; Pelecaniformes; Pelecanidae.
CCAAGCUGCUUUGGCUACCCCUUGAGCAUCUUCUUCAUUGUCAUCAAUGAGUUCUGCGAGCGGUUCUCCUACUAUGGCAUGCGAGCGGUGCUCAUCUUGUAUUUCAAAUAUUUCCUUCAAUGGGAUGACAACUUGUCUACAGCCAUCUACCACACGUUUGUUGCUCUCUGCUACUUGACACCAAUCCUUGGAGCGCUCAUUGCGGACUCUUGGCUGGGGAAGUUUAAGACCAUUGUCUCCCUGUCCAUUGUCUAUACGAUUGGGCAGACAGUCAUGUCUGUGAGCUCCAUAAAUGACCUGACGGAUCACAACCGGGAUGGCUCUCCUGAUAAUGUAUCAGUGCACAUUGCUCUGUCCAUGAUUGGAUUGAUCCUCAUUGCACUUGGUACUGGUGGGAUCAAACCUUGCGUGUCAGCGUUUGGUGGAGAUCAGUUUGAAGAUGAUCAGGAAAAACAAAGAACUAGAUUCUUCUCUAUCUUUUAUUUGUCUAUUAAUGCUGGAAGUCUCCUAUCUACUAUAAUCACCCCAAUUCUCAGAGCUCAAGUGUGUGGCAUUCAUAGCAAACAGCGGUGUUACCCACUAGCUUUUGGAGUUCCUGCUGCCCUCAUGGCUGUUGCCUUGGUUGUGUUCAUAGCUGGAAGCAGGAUGUACAAGAAGGUUCAACCUCAAGGCAAUAUAAUGAUCCAAGUUUCCAAAUGCAUUGGAUUUGCCAUCAAAAACCGGUUUCGGCAUCGCAGCAAGGAGUACCCCAAGAGAGAGCACUGGCUAGACUGGGCGAGUGAGAAGUAUGACAAACUACUGAUUGCUCAGACUAAGAUGGUGUUGAAGGUGCUUUUCCUUUACAUCCCUCUCCCCAUGUUCUGGGCACUUUUUGACCAGCAGGGGUCAAGAUGGACACUGCAAGCCACAACAAUGGAUGGCAAUUUUGGAGCUAUUCAGAUUCAGCCAGACCAAAUGCAGACUGUGAAUCCAAUUCUGAUUAUCGUAAUGGUCCCAGUUGUAGAUGCUGUGGUUUAUCCUUUAAUCAAGAAAUGCAAGAUCAACUUUACGCCCCUGAGGAAGAUCACUGUUGGGAUGUUCCUUGCAAGUUUGGCUUUUGUUGCUGCUGCCCUUGUGCAAGUGCAAAUAGAC